This is a messenger RNA of Meriones unguiculatus (Mongolian gerbil), 568 nucleotides long. RefSeq lists its product as uncharacterized. Gene Ontology annotation, molecular function: structural constituent of chromatin; protein heterodimerization activity; DNA binding. Gene Ontology annotation, cellular component: nucleosome. Lineage: Eukaryota; Metazoa; Chordata; Mammalia; Rodentia; Muridae. The transcript has a single exon. The coding region runs from base 116 to 568 and encodes 150 amino acids. The record is from RefSeq and is a predicted model, not a curated record.
CAUCAUCAUCAUCAUCAUGAUCAUCAUCAUGAUCAUCAUCAUCAUCAUCAAUGGGAGCCAGACUGGGCUGCAACCAUGAGGGGUCACUAGGAUAUGCAGCCAGGCUCAGAAGGGAAUGGAUAUUGGGCAUUGGCAUCAGAGGCAUCUAGGCCCAGAGGCCAGCAGAGUACAGCCAGUGAAGCCAAGCCAGCCUGUGAGGAGUCACGCAAAGCCCAGCAUGCCCAAGACCAUGCAGAGUAGCCUUCGAAAGUCUUUGUCUCAUUGCUCCCGUACCUCCAUAGCAGAGCUGACCUUCUCUGUGAGCAUGGUGGAGGACCAUUUUCAGGAAGGCAGCUAUGGCCAAGGACUGAGUGAAAUGGUGCCCAUCUUCCUGACCACCAUCCUGGAGUUCCUGGCCUGCAGGCUGCUGGAGCUGGCAAGCAGUGAGGUGCAAUGCCCAGGCACCCACAGGUUCAUCACCCUGGAGCUGCUGGUCGUGACAGUCCACGAUACACGACUUGCUGAACUGUUCCAGUUCACCACCAUCUCCCCAGCUCAUAGCAGUCUUUGUAGUCCUCAUCCUCACUAG